AUGAUCUACUUGGACCCUGAAAAAGAGAGCAACGAAGGGGAAGAUGUGGUGGUGUUCUUGUGUCUGAUUGAUUUCAGCCCCUUCGCGACCACACAUAGUUCCCAUCAAAAAUUAUGUUGCCCUCACCGUCUCUUAUAUCAAAUACCUAUUACACCUCCUUCAUCAAUUCAUUAUUUUUCUUCCUCAUCGGCUACGGUUCUACUCUAUCGAUGCUUUCUCAACGUUCCAGUUACAAACACUGGUGGUAGAAGAAGACGGUGGAUCGGCGGUACCAUACCAAGCGCCUAUACAGUUUCAAAUUCGCUCAGAUGGCCACGAACUUCGUACCAAAUCGAUUCAUACCCAAUCGGGGUACGAAAGCGUUCCAAACGAUUCCCGGAUCGUAAAUCGGCACGGAGUCAAGAUAGUUCCAAAUCGGGCAAUGGCAUUGAACAUGAGCGAGCUAUUCAACAGGAGAAAUGGGAACCCGUUUUGAUGCAGCAACGACAUGGGAGUUCGAUUGUUGAAGUCUAUCGCAUUAUAGCAGAGACUGUUGACCAAUUUUUUGCUCUAAAGAUUCCUAUGAGAUCUGGAGAAAUGAACAGCCUGUUCUGA
Molecule: messenger RNA, 594 nt
Organism: Lactuca saligna
Lineage: Eukaryota; Viridiplantae; Streptophyta; Magnoliopsida; Asterales; Asteraceae
Source: the annotation of a GenBank genome assembly